UGGAGGAAGAGGAGUGGUUCAGUCGCCUUGCAUGAAGUGUGGUCUACUGUAGAGGGCUUUUGUCACGGCAGUCGUACCAGAGGGCGGAGAAGAGGGGAUGGCAGAAAACAGCUCCGAUAUUAGCGGCGCCGUUUACCGGAGGUGUCUGCCUCAUUAUACCGUAGACAAGACGGCCAGUAUCGGGGCCUCGAAAUGGAUUCGCUUGAACGUUGGGGGAACGUAUUUCUUGACAACACGACAGACACUGUGCCGUGAUCCGAAAUCAUUUCUGUACCGACUGAGCCAAGCUGACCCCGAGCUCGACUCCGAUAAGGAUGAGACUGGUGCCUAUCUGAUAGACCGAGACCCUGCAUAUUUUGGCCCUGUGCUGAACUACCUGCGGCAUGGCAAGCUGGUGCUGAACAGAGAGCUGGCAGAGGAAGGUGUUUUAGAGGAAGCUGAAUUCUACAAUAUCACAUCUCUGAUAAAGCUUCUCAAGGACAAGAUCAGGGAACGUGACUGCAAGACGUCCCAGGCUCCGGUGAAGCACGUGUACCGCGUGCUGCAGUGUCAGGAGGAGGAGCUCACACAGAUGGUGUCCACCAUGUCCGACGGCUGGAAGUUCGAGCAGCUUGUCAGUAUAGGUUACGGGCGGGCCCACCAGUCAGAGUUUCUGCUGAUUGUGUCAAGGGAGGUGAAGGGGGAGCUGCCUACCACUACUACUACUACUACUACUACUACUACUACUACUACUUUGCCAAACAACAGCGGAGAGCUCGUCAGCAUCGGCUCCUCUUACAACUAUGGGAACGAAGACCAGGCCGAGUUCCUGUGCGUGGUCUCCAAGGAGCUGCACAACCAAUCGUACGGCACCAACAGCGAGCCCAGCGAGAAAGCCAAGAUUCUUCAGGAGAGGGGCUCUCGGAUGUGAAGAACCAGUAUUAGAAGCUCCAGGGAAGAUGCAAACAUAUCAUGGAAGAGGAGGAAUCAUUCUCCACAUGGAGAUGCUUAUUGAGGGGAUCCUACAUUUGUUUGUGUUUUUUUCUUUUAAUUAUUGUUUCAAAAUGUAAAUAAGUCUGUUUACCAACUUUUUGUGCCUGAUUUUUGCCCAACUGAAAAUGAGGAACUGUAAAUUACGUUUCAUGCUACAAAAUAUGGCCAUAGCCAUGCAAGGCCAAUGAUUCACUCAGGGGCUUCAAUUGAGUUUUUUCUUUAAUCUUCUAACUCAAGGGUCUUUUAAGGGAUCAUGAUGGUCUAUAAAAAGUCGACACUUAUAAUAUUGUACACAGUCAUUGAUUAAACAAGAAACAAGAAGGGAAUGAUGCAUGUAUUUAGCACCCUUUGAGAAAUCCAGCUCAUACAUGCAGGACCAUGCAGUAGUUUCCCCUGACCAUAGAAGGUGUGGCACCUCCCAGAGUUUUCAGAGUUCUUAAAUAGAUUAGAUGGUCAGAACAAACCCAUAGCCCUACUAAGAGACAGUGUUGUUUUUGCUUUGACUGACAAAUAUGCUUCCUUAACGGGUUUACCCUCUGUAUUUUGGAGGGAAUGUAUGUUUAAUAUAGCCUUUAUUAGGAGAGACAUUUUGGGGGCAAGUUUGAAUCUGCAUUUUUUUUUUUAUAUAAUGGUGAAGGAAUAUCAAUUUAUAUCCUUGUUUUUUUUUGUACGUAUUCUAAAAGUACAUUAAUAUUUAACUCUUAAACUGCACGUUUUGUACACUGUAUAGUGCACAACUUCUUAUGGAAGUUGGACUGGAUCUUGCAAAGCUAGAAAAUGUUGAUGAUGUUGGCUAGUUUUGCAUUGUUUGUAUAGUAACUGAGUGAGAUUAGUCAAGAUAAGUCAAAUAGCUCUGCUAAAUAUCUCUAUCUCUUGAGAAGACGCCUGGAAAAAUCUUUUGAUAUCCAAUGACAAUAUACCUUGGCUAAAAAAAGUUGACUGUUAUCUUGUAAAAAAACAUGUUUAUUGUAGGCUGAUACAUUGUUUGAAGCAUAUUGAAUUGUGUAGAUUUAAUACACUGCAUUCCAAGCACAACAGUGAGGAUAACACUGGGCACAAUUAGUUGUUAAGCCUUCAGUAAUUUGUUGUGUGUGUAAACACUGCAUUUCAGGACACAAUUCUUUUGUGGAGAACAGUUUCAUGACUGAGGUUUAUCGAUUCAUUGAAAUUGUAUUCACAAAUAGUUAUUGAUGGUGUUGCCUUUUCCUAAUGAUCAAAUGCAACAUGGUAUGUGUAGCUUACACAUCAAACUGUGUCAGGGAUAUGUUCACUGUUGGGGUGCCGGCACACUGGACAUUACACAGAGGUGGACGCGAGCCCCCUUUGUCACACAAGGACAGACACACCUCUGCACUAACACACACCCACCCUUUUUAUAUCACAUAGAGUGAAACUAACAGAUAAGCGCAUGUUUUUGAUAAACACACACAAGGGCUUUUUAAAUGCAAACAAUAUGAUCAACCUAGAGAUUCAAUCAAUUUACAGUGGGUGUUUAGUUUUUUUAGUUUUUUUUGCUGGAGCUAAGCUAUGUUUACAUUUGCGACAGUAUUCUGAAGCCUUCCAGUUAUGCUGCAUCUUGCACUCCCUACCUUGGUAUAUAGGCAAUUUGUUGUGACUGACAUGUUUGACUUCGGCAACGGCACUCCCCACUCCAGAUAACUUUAAGCGCAUGUAAAUUGAUUGUUAACGGAUGUUUUUUGAAAAAUUGUAUGCGUUUUCAAGAUGUUUGCUACCAACUCAAUAGUUUUUAGCUAAAGACAAUCAUACUGUCCUUACUGUGAUGGCUUUGUUGCUCAUUGAAAUGUCAACUGGCGCUGAAGAGGGAAAUCUCAUAUCUCAUGUCUCAUCCCAAGUACUGUAUGUUGCAGUGAGAUUGAUUUAUUUUCGGUUGAGUUAGUUUAGUUUGGUCUCAGAUCCCACAAGUGGCACAGAGCAGCUGCACUAUCUUUACUCUGGACUGUUUGCCUCUUUUGGCAAUUGAUUAAAAAAACUAUAGAUAGAAAAAGAGUUGUGGUUCAUGCAUUCAGUCUGUAAUAUCUGCAGGUGCCCAGUCUGUUUGAUGAGUUGGCUGAUGUCCACUCAUUGCAAACCACUGAUUUAUGCAUGAUUGAAUAUGAUCACACUUAGUAAAAAAUAAAAAGUAAAUUGUUUCUUGCUCAGCCAGAGGAAUAACAACUACGACUGAUGUCGUUAUAUCACAACGUCAUGUCAACUUUAACUUCUGGUAUAUUAUGCAAUGUUUAAAAUGUACAAAUUCAGUGUGACUGGGAUAGAUGGUCUUGCCUAGGGUUCACCCAAUAAAAAGCUUUUCUCUUUCACA
Molecule: messenger RNA, 3292 nt
Organism: Hypomesus transpacificus
Lineage: Eukaryota; Metazoa; Chordata; Actinopteri; Osmeriformes; Osmeridae
Gene: kctd5b
Product: potassium channel tetramerization domain containing 5b
Exons: 7
Coding region: 98-910 (270 amino acids)
Biological process (GO): protein homooligomerization; proteasome-mediated ubiquitin-dependent protein catabolic process
Cellular component (GO): cytoplasm; Cul3-RING ubiquitin ligase complex
Molecular function (GO): cullin family protein binding
Source: RefSeq, a predicted model, not a curated record